This is a messenger RNA of Penicillium antarcticum, 2064 nucleotides long. It is a transcript of the gene gta1, whose product is annotated as glutaminase GtaA. The record is from RefSeq and is a predicted model, not a curated record. Gene Ontology annotation, biological process: carbohydrate metabolic process. The transcript has 7 exons. NCBI's taxonomy places the organism in Eukaryota, Fungi, Ascomycota, Eurotiomycetes, Eurotiales, Aspergillaceae. The coding region runs from base 1 to 2064 and encodes 687 amino acids.
AUGCAGCUGUUUCGCCUCGGUCUGCUGGUCGCCUCCUUCAUUGCCUCCAUUGGAGCGCAAUCGACUUUUACCCCCGCUCGUCCUCCAGCUAUUCCCCUUGCUGUCAGGUCGCCCUACCUUAGCACCUGGCUUGAUGCUGGUAGCGAUGGUGGUAAUGGCGGAUACCUGGCUGGCCAAUGGCCGGUAUUCUGGCAGAACCAAGUGACUGGAUGGUGUGGUCUCAUUCGUGUCGACGGCAAUGUUUACACCUGGAUGGGAUUGCCUGGUACUACCGCUGUCACCCAGAAAGCGUAUGAAUACACGUCAACGAAGAGUAUUUUCACUAUGAGCGUGGAAAACAAGCUGGAGAUGAACAUUACCUUCAUGUCGCCCAUCACACCCAGCGAUAUCAAGCGCCAAUCUCUGGUCUUCUCGUACCUUAAUGUCGAAGUCUCCUCUCUUGAUGGACAGGAGCACGACGUGCAAGUCUAUGCUGAUAUCUCUGCCGAAUGGGUCUCUGGUGACCGGUCUGCAACAGCAGAGUGGGAAUAUGGCACUACAGACGGCGUGGCCUACCACAAGGUCUACCGACAGACCCCGUUGGACUUUUCUCAAGUCAAUGAGCAAGGUGAAUGGGGUAACUGGUACUGGGCCACCGAUGCAACCGAUGGUAUGUCCUACCAGUCUGGCGCAGACACCACUGUGCGCGGCCAAUUUUCGCAAAAUGGCAAGCUUGCCAACAGCGGUGACACCAAUUUCCGAGCCAUCUCGUCCGAAUGGCCCGUCUUUGGAUUUUCUUCCGAUCUGGGCUCAGUUGGCUCGUCGCCCGUCAGCACACUCUUCUCACUUGGUCUGACCCAAGAUGAGGCUGUGCAGUUCGCAGGUUCUGCCGACUACGGCCCUGUGCCUUCCCUAUGGAAGAGCUACUUUGACACUGAGCUGGCUGCGCUCUCAUUCUUCCACCAUGACUACAGCGAGUCGAGCGAAGUCGCAACUGCAUUUGAUAACAGAGUCGCUACCGACUCUAUUGCAACUGCUGGUCAGGACUAUCUCACUAUUACUUCGCUCUCGGCUCGCCAGGCUUUCGGUGCUACUCAGCUUUGUGGCACCAAAGACCAUAUGUACCUGUUCCUGAAGGAGAUCUCAUCCGAUGGCAACAUGAACACCGUUGACGUUGUGUUCCCCGCCUAUCCUAUUUUCCUGUACACCAACCCGGAGUUAUUGAAACUGGUUCUCGACCCAUUGUACGAGAAUCAGGAGGCUGGAAAGUAUCCCAACAACUAUGCCAUGCACGACUUGGGCUCAAACUACCCUAACGCUACUGGUCACUCUGAUGGUAGCGAUGAGAAGAUGCCCCUGGAAGAGUGUGGAAACAUGCUCAUCAUGACAUUGGCCUAUGCUCGGCAUUCUGGAAACAUUAACUACCUGCGAGCUCACUACGACCUACUUAAGCAGUGGACCAGUUAUUUGGUUGACGACGCUCUGUACCCAGCAAACCAGAUCUCGACUGAUGACUUUGCUGGCUCGUUGGCAAACCAAACCAACCUGGCUCUCAAGGGCAUGAUUGGCAUUCAGGCCAUGGCCGUCAUUGCCGACAAGACCGGCAACGCUGACGAUGCUGAGGAUUUCUCGAGUAUCGCUAAAGACUAUAUCACCAAGUGGCAGGACCUGGCUAUUGCGAAGGACGCCACCCCACCUCAUACGACUUUGUCCUACGGCGAUACAAACAGCCACGGUCUCCUAUACAACCUAUUCGCCGAUGCCCAGCUCGGCUUGGGUCUGGUUCCACCAUCAGUAUACCAGAUGCAGAGUGACUUCUACCAGACAGUCGAGAACCAAUACGGUGUGCCUCUUGACACUCGCCACACGUACACCAAGGGCGACUGGGAGUGCUUCACUGCAGCUGUUACCUCAGGGAACGCCCGGUCCAUGUUCAUCAAGGACUUGGCAACUUGGAUCAAUGAGACCCCGACCAAUCGACCUCUGACCGACUUGUACGACACUGUUUCUGGAAACUAUCCUCAAAACACAUUCGUUGCCCGCCCUGUCGUGGGUGGUGCUUUCGCCCCUCUUCUGGUCCGCUAA